AUGACUAUAAAAUACUCUCCCUCAGAUCGAAUUAUUGUCACAUCCACUCCAUCACAUAGUCAGUCAGUUGAAUCACUCAUUUCAACUUCAAAUACUCCAACUCUUUUGAAUUCAGAUAAUAAUUAUGAAACAUUUUCCAAUACCAAUUCAUAUGAUGAGACUGAUUCAGAUAAUGGGGGAGCCACACUUACUGCAAAUUCAACAUUAUCACGUUGUCAUUUAAGAGUAAAAAAUGAUGUUUGCUUUCCUAUGAUGGAAGCACAAUCCAAAAAAGGAUUGGAUUAUGAAGCACUUGAAGAUUAUAUUACUGAUGAAAAUGAAAAACUUCAAAAAGAACAAAGGAGACGACAGAGAAGAUUAAGUGAACCCCCUCCGGUUUUUGCUGCAUCCCAAAAGAGAUCACCGAGGUCAAGUAGAUUAAAUUAUAAUUAUUAUGAUGAAUUUGAAAACAAGCAUCCACCACCUGAUUCGGUAUAUCGAUUCACUUUUUAUUCAACAGCAACAAAUACAGUACAUGCUCGAUCAUUAGCAGAAAUUCCACCUUCAGGAUCAACUCUUUCAGAAAUGUUGAAAGCUGGAUUUGAAGAUAUUGAAACAGAGGAAACUAGAGAAAAAUGUGAAGUAUUUAAAGAAUAUUAUUUCAUCUGUUUUCGAUCUUUCGAUCAAGAUCAUUAUUCUCCAACAUACUUACAACCAUUUCAUUUUCGACCAACGUCACAUCCUUCAAACGUGAGACGUCGUAUAAAACAAUUAAAAGAUUAUAUUACCGUCACACCUGAUUGGAUCAAUUACGCACUUAUUGAUGAUAUCACAGAUUCAUUCGCUCCACUCAUUCGUACAAUUGAGUUUGAAGUUGACUCAAUUGAUGAAUUGGUUUUAAUCCUAAAGGAAUCGGAACAAACUGAUAUGUUACGUCGAAUUGGUCAUUGUAGAAAGAAAGUUUUGGGUUUAUUAAGAUUAUUAGGAAGUAAAGCUGACGUAAUGAAAGGAUUAGUUAAAAGAUGUAAUGAACUUCGAUGGGAUGUAGUCAUUAGUAAUGAAAUAAUUUUAUAUUUAGGUGAUAUUCAAGCUCAAAUAUCUAUUGAAAUGACUCAAGCCAAUAAUCAAAUAAAUGAUAUUUUAUCUCGUCUUACUGCUUUAGGAACAAUAUUAAUUCCCAUGAAUCUCGUUACAGGAUUGUGGGGUAUGAAUGUUCAAGUUCCAGGACAGAAUGAGGAAGGUUUGAAUUGGUUUUUCUCUAUAUUGGCAGGAUUAAUGAUCUUUGCCGUUGUAGGAGUUGUAACGGCGCAUCGAACAGGAAUAAAUUCCUCUUCAUCAUAA
Messenger RNA from Diversispora eburnea, 1320 nucleotides. The record is from the annotation of a GenBank genome assembly. Lineage: Eukaryota; Fungi; Glomeromycota; Glomeromycetes; Diversisporales; Diversisporaceae.